Messenger RNA from Ictalurus furcatus (blue catfish), 1666 nucleotides. RefSeq names its product polymeric immunoglobulin receptor-like. The record is from RefSeq and is a predicted model, not a curated record. NCBI's taxonomy places the organism in Eukaryota, Metazoa, Chordata, Actinopteri, Siluriformes, Ictaluridae. The coding region runs from base 125 to 1183 and encodes 352 amino acids. The transcript is spliced from 7 exons.
GAAAGCAUUUCAGUCUCUCUGAGUGGCUGCAGGACUGUAGUGACUUUGUAAUCUUCGUUUUUUAUUUAUUAUCUUAGUGAAUUUUGAGCACAGACUAUCUGGAUUGUUGGUUAGAAACAGGACAAUGAUAAACAUGCGUCUGAUUUUCACCUUGUACCUGAUUUCAGCUCAGGCUGGCUGUAAUGAAAUGGUAAAAGGAUACAGAGGCGGAAGUGUCAUUGUAAAUUAUAGCUACAAUCCUCAACAAUACAGCAAUCACACAAAAUACUUCUGUAGGAUCACAGAAGGGGAUUGCAGGAACGUCCAAAAAUGGGAUAUUAAAGGAAAGUUCUUUGCUGCGGAUGAUAUUUCGGCUGGAGUUUACAGCGUGCUCAUUAGAAACUUAAGCCAGGAGGAUGGAGUACAAUACAGAUGUGGAGUGGAGAACCGAACAGUAUCAAACGUGCAGCUGCAAGUGGAAAAUGGUCUGUAUGAUGGACAGUCAUUUUCACAGACGACUCAUCCUGGAGACAUGGUUUCUUUCAGCUGUACAUAUCCAGAAAGGCAUAAAAAUGACAUGAAAAGUGUGUACAGAGUGACCAAUCGGAGCAUAUCCGCCAUCAUAUUCACUUACACAGAAUCUGAAGAGAAAGGCAGGUAUGUUCUUAAUGUCUCCUCGACGGAUAACGUCAUCAAUAUGAGCAUCAGCAACGUGACGGUGGAGGAUCGAGGACUUUAUCUGUGUGGAGUUGCAAUGAGAAGGUCUACAUAUGCGACAUACAUAUUUCAUAUCUUCAGUGAAAUGCAGCUUCAAGUUACUGCAACAUCAAGCAACACACCUUAUCCAGGGUCUCCUGUCAUCGGCAUCAUCGUGUACGUUGGUCUGGCUGUAUUGCUAAUUGCAGGAUUUGUGCUGAUUUUCUACAAACUGUGGUCCACAAAGACAAAAGGCGCCUCCUCCUCGCCGGCCGAGAGAGGAAACGUCUGUGAAGAGAGGGAGACAGAGAGAGGAAAAACGGGUGCCUAUUCGGCCUACUAUGACGAGAUUCAGGACACACAAACCAAUACUGUUUAUGCCUUCGCCAAGAAACCCAAAACUUGUCGCAUCUCUCCAAGUCUAGCUGGUAGAACUGCCACUUCAUCUCCAAACACUGUUGAUCAAGAUUUCUACUCCAUGGUCCACCUUUCCAAAACAGAAAAGUAAUAAUAAUAAUAAAAAAAAUGUGGUCAUGAUAAUAAUGAAUAAUCAUCAUUUUUACACAUUUUAAUUGUUAUAAAAUUAGAAUUGUUAAAAAAUCAGUCAUGUACACAGGUCUAGUAUGAUUUACCCACAAGCCCCUCUGAAUUACUCACUAGCCCCUCUCAUUUACCCACUAAACUCUCUGAAUUACCCACUAAGCCCUCUCAUUUACCCACUAAACUCUCUCAUUAACCAAUACGCCCUCUGAUUUACCCACAAACCCCUCUGUAAUCAUAUGAAUUGUCAUAUGAUCAGUUUGUGAAGCAGAAAUAUCAUGGCACUUCCUGUUAACGUUUCAGAAUGUCUAGAGGAAGUGGUUGAAGAAGGGCAAGGCUGUUCUGCUUUUUGUGACCACUACUGUUUACUAUUGUUACACAGCGCAUCAACACCUGACUGAAAUUAGUCACAAAUGUUGUGUGUAUAGUAUGUUUCUAGUAAUAAAAUGAC